AUGAAUGGGGAUAUCCCGUCUGGCUGCCAGCCAGCCACCCCGGCCCGAACUGUCCCGACUAGGCCCGAGAAUGAGAAGAAACGCAUCCACUGGGCACCGCUGAAUGUCGGUCUGGAGCGUCGCCUGCAAACAUUGAUUGUGCUGUGCCAUACUCUCACCAUUGCCAUUUUCCUGACCGGCUUCUUCUUCACAUGUGCCAUCCCCUUGUUUUGGCCGCUCCUGCUCCCGUACCUCGUCUACAUCUCGCUUUUCUCGACGGCACCGACGUCUGGGGAACUCAAGGGUCGGAGUCAAUUCUUGCGAUCCCUCCCCAUUUGGAAGAUCUAUGCAUCGUACUUUCCCGCCCGUCUUCACCGCGAGGAGCCUUUGCCCCCAACCAAAAAGUAUAUCUUUGGCUAUCAUCCACAUGGCAUCAUUUCACAUGGUGCCUUUGCCGCCUUCGGCACAGAGGCUCUAGGCUUCUCCAAACUAUGUCCAGGAAUCACAAACACCCUGUUGACCCUGGACUCGAACUUUCGCAUCCCAUUCUAUCGAGAGUAUGCGCUUGCCAUGGGACUGGCCAGCGUAUCCCGGGAAUCGUGCGAGAAUCUGCUAACCAAAGGGGGCGCCAAUGGCGAGGGCAUGGGUCGCGCGAUCACCAUUGUCAUUGGUGGGGCUCGCGAAUCGCUCAACGCCCAGCCUCAUACUCUACGUCUGGUCCUGAAACAGCGCAAAGGGUUCACCAAACUGGCCAUCCGCACUGGUGCUGACCUAGUGCCCGUCUUAGCGUUUGGAGAGAAUGAUCUCUACGAACAAGUGCGUUCCGACGAGCAUCCCAUCAUCCACAAACUGCAAAUGCUGGUGAAGAAGACGAUGGGAUUCACUAUCCCGCUGUUCCAUGCGCGAGGAGUAUUCAACUACGAUGUUGGGCUGAUGCCUUAUCGACGACCACUCAACAUCGUAAUCGGCAAACCCAUCCCGGUGAUGCAACAGUCGAAUCGAGACAAGAUUAAUGAUAACUACAUCGAUGAGCUUCACUCCCGGUAUGUUCAGGAGCUCCAGCGACUGUGGGACCAGUGGAAGGAUGUCUAUGCGAAGGACAGGAAAGGCGAACUGGAAAUCAUUGCGUGA
Molecule: messenger RNA, 1110 nt
Organism: Penicillium canariense
Lineage: Eukaryota; Fungi; Ascomycota; Eurotiomycetes; Eurotiales; Aspergillaceae
Exons: 2
Coding region: 1-1110 (369 amino acids)
Biological process (GO): triglyceride biosynthetic process
Cellular component (GO): endoplasmic reticulum membrane
Molecular function (GO): diacylglycerol O-acyltransferase activity
Source: RefSeq, a predicted model, not a curated record